Melanotaenia boesemani (Boeseman's rainbowfish) is the source of this 7188-nucleotide messenger RNA. RefSeq names its product thyroid hormone receptor alpha. The transcript is spliced from 10 exons. The coding region runs from base 1543 to 2793 and encodes 416 amino acids. Lineage: Eukaryota; Metazoa; Chordata; Actinopteri; Atheriniformes; Melanotaeniidae. The record is from RefSeq and is a predicted model, not a curated record. Gene Ontology annotation, molecular function: RNA polymerase II cis-regulatory region sequence-specific DNA binding; nuclear receptor activity; zinc ion binding. Gene Ontology annotation, biological process: positive regulation of transcription by RNA polymerase II; retinoic acid receptor signaling pathway; negative regulation of transcription by RNA polymerase II.
AGGCUCAGGGGGAGGACCGGCCACAGAGGACCGGUGAGCACCGUAGAGUUUCCCUCUGCAGACGAUGCAGCUCCACGGUGUGCACGCGCUCGACAGCAGCUUAAAAAAAGGGCGAAGCUAACUCCUUGGGGCAGAGUCACCGGCCGACGCCGCCUGACUGUAACGACACAGCGGCUUUACAUCUCCGUGUUCAUUCAGAUUUCUUUAUUUUAUCAUUAUUAUUAAUACUAUUUUCUUCUUCACGUGUUGACUCAGUCGCUCUUGCUUUAUGUUUUCGGAUCGGGAGGCGCGUUCACAUAAGGAGACGAGUACCGCUGGACACCCUGUUAAAACUGACCUGUUCUUGCUAUGAGCCAAGAAUCUGCUCUUCCUCAGAUGGACCCUGGCACAUUAUCAACAGUCUUCUCUCAGAAGACAUAAAUUCCAAGAAUGCUCUCAAGACUGAUUAUAGCAAAACUUUACCUCCCACCACUUCGCUCCAAUCUAUUCCGAGACAACACCUCUGCUUCCUACCUCCCAGAGAAAAAGAAAAGGAAGAGCCAACAGCUUUAUCAUCUGUUAUCAGUUCCUCCUUUUCGUCUCUAGAUGCAACCUUUCUCCAUUUUACCUCAGGGAUUCCUUCUCACCGCCUACCUCCUUGACCAAAACAGCUAACCCAGAGAUACAGAGCAAGAACACAUCUGGGCCUCUCUCUCUCAUUACUAUGGCAACCUGUGGUACUAUUCAGGCUCUCCUCACUGAUAACCAGCAAUAACCUUGGACCUCAAAUGACCUACCAGCGCUAACCUGCUUACUUACUAAAUUGAACUGAUCCACAUAAUCCUGGAGCAGAAUGUUUUCACUUGAAGGAAGAAGGCAGCUGCACACUUGACUACAGCUUCACUCCUCCACAUAUUGUAACUGGUAGAUCAAUAUAUACCUCACUUAUAACAGCUUCUGGAAGAACACUUAUAGCAACGACCCUCAUCUUGGUGCUCUAAACCUUUCCGGCAGGUAACACAUGCUCACUAGCCUGGUGCUAAAAACCGACCCAGCCGAUUAUUUCCAUUUGCCUUAGGCGCAACGAUAAUAGCAAGAGUACCUAGGUAGGCCUCCAGACAAGCAAAGACACAUCAUACACAAACCUUAUAAAUCUAAGCAGCAUCUUGUGAAGCUUUGAGAGAUCAUGUGAGGCCCCACCGGCCUUGACAUUACUCUUCACCACAUGAAGCAUUCUUAAAAGUAAAGUUAUCCAAGGAGCAGUAAGGACAUAAGAACUGAAAAUUUUCAGUUGCUGAACAUUAUGCACCCUGAAAAGUCAAGAGAAUAAACACAGAUUUGUGUGGUGUGACACAGAAGAAUAAACGGGGAGAAAAAACAACAGCAGGGGAAGAAGAAUGAAAUGUUUCCUGCCCCACCUGUCAUGCUUCUGUCAGCCAGUCAGUACCAUCUGUUGCCAUUGGCUGACUGCUGAAGGGGCAGCCAGUGAACGCUGAGCAGGCUGACAGGUCUGAUGUACGCCUCCUUGUCCUGUGAUUGGCCGCUGGAUGAGACUGUGGCUGAAUGGAGCCAACAUUUAACAAGCAGGACAGCAGCUCAUCAGACAGAGAUGAGAAAGGGUGGCCGGAUGUGCCGAAGAGGAAGAGGAAGAACAGCCAGUGUUCAGCAAAGAGCAUGUCUGCUCUUAGCAUCUCUGUUCCAGGGUACAUCCCCAGCUACCUGGAGAAGGACGAGCCAUGUGUGGUGUGUGGGGACAAGGCCACAGGGUACCACUACCGCUGCAUCACCUGUGAAGGUUGCAAGGGUUUCUUCCGCAGGACCAUCCAGAAAAACCUCCAUCCCUCGUAUUCCUGUAAAUAUGAAGGCUGCUGCAUCAUUGACAAGAUCACCCGCAACCAGUGCCAACUGUGCCGAUUUAAGAAGUGCAUUGCUGUGGGCAUGGCGAUGGACUUGGUGUUGGAUGACAGCAAACGCGUAGCCAAGCGGCGCCUAAUCGAGGAGAACCGAGAACGGCGGAAGAGAGAGGAGAUGGUGCGGACGCUUCAGACAAGGCCGGAGCCGGACACAGCGGAGUGGGAGCUGAUCAGGAUGGUGACCGAGGCCCACCGACACACCAACGCCCAGGGGUCCAGCUGGAAACAGAAGCGCAAGUUCCUGCCAGAUGACAUAGGCCAGGGUCCGAUGGCACCCAGCUCAGAUGGAGAUAAGGUCGAUCUGGAGGCCUUCAGCGAGUUUACCAAGAUCGUGACUCCGGCCAUUACUCGUGUUGUUGACUUUGCCAAGAAAUUGCCCAUGUUUUCAGAGCUGCCUUGUGAAGACCAGAUCAUCUUGCUGAAGGGCUGCUGCAUGGAGAUCAUGUCACUCCGCGCCGCUGUACGCUACGAUCCCGAAAGCGAGACACUAACACUAAAUGGCGAGAUGGCUGUGAAACGUGAGCAGCUGAAAAAUGGCGGACUGGGGGUAGUGUCAGACGCCAUCUUUGAUUUGGGCAAGAGCCUGGCGCAGUUCAACCUGGAUGACUCUGAGGUGGCGCUGAUGCAGGCUGUUCUGCUGAUGAGUUCAGACCGUUCAGGGUUGACCAGUGUGGAGAAGAUCGAGCAGUGUCAAGAGGCCUACCUGCUGGCGUUUGAGCAUUACAUCAACUACCGUAAGCACAACAUUCCCCAUUUCUGGCCCAAGCUCCUGAUGAAGGUGACUGACCUUCGCAUGAUCGGAGCCUGCCACGCUAGCCGCUUCCUCCACAUGAAGGUUGAGUGUCCCAAUGAACUCUUCCCCCCCCUCUUCCUGGAGGUCUUCGAGGAUCAGGAUGUUUGACUUUGUGCUGCCCGUUAAAAGUGUACAUUUAUGGCCGUUUCACCUGAAGAAUUGUGGUUUCAGGACAAAAGAAAAGGAAUAACUGAAUUUUGUUUUCAUCGGUGAGAACGUGCCCUGUAAACUUUUUUUGUUUGUUUGAUUGUUUUUGCCCUCCGCAAACCUGAAUUGGACUAAGCGGUAUAGAAGAUGGAUGGAUGGAUGGAUGAAUGGAUGGAUGGAUGGAUGGAUGGAUGGAUGGAUGUUUUUGCCCUAUUUUUUUUGUCCAACACUCACAGAACCCACCGUCUGCCACCAGCAACCACACAUCAAUAUUGUGAAACAGAAAACAUGGAGCAGUUCAGUUACUUUUCAGAGGUUACACACAGUUACAGCUGUUUAUUGAAAUGCUAACAGAUUUAAACUUCACUGCAUUACAGAUACAGCACAUCUAUUCACAGACAUGAACUGGUUCUGCAUAGAUAGCAGUACCAUUUCUAUAUCUAAUGCAAACCGAGGGGUUUUGUUUUGUCUCUGCUAGCUGCACACCCACCUGUAACCUCAGUCCAGCAUUUCCUGUUAGCUCCUACAUUAACUUCUCGGAAAAUCCUGACCACAAUCCUCCAAGCUCCCUUGUGUUUGCAACCCUUGAACUACAUCCACCAAGACCCUGUGAGUGUUUGUCUGCCUACCUCCCUAACACAUGUUCACACAUCACUCACAAACAGAAUGUACAUGGACAAAUCAUACUCCUGCACAAUUACCUCAUUCCUUGUAAAAUGUCUUUUCAUAUUUAUUUUUGUGGUGGUUUUAGUCCAGUUGGAAAAAGUGGAGCUGUGCAGCCCUCAGCUACAAUUUAAAUGAUGCACACAAAUAUAAUUUAUAUAAAAAUGCAUUGUCAAAGUUAAAUCAUAGGACAUUAUAGGAGUUAUUAGCAUGCAUUAAAGUUGCAAGAUGACAUGGUGCAUUCUGUAAUACUAAAUAGAAAGUGGCUGAAGCAUUUUAGUCUGCUUGAAAAAAACACAAUACAUAUUGAUAUUUUUGUAAAAAUACAUAUGCCAGCUUGCUUAACACAAAAGUAUGCUUCAGUACUGUUAAAAGAAAAGAAGAAAAAAAAAGUACUCAUUUACUUUACAAGUUUGGUUAGGCGUUCCGUACUGGAUCAAGCUACACAGCAAGUGGUAAGCUUAGCCUAACAUAGAAACUGGAAGCGCGGGAAUACAUCCAAAGAGUAAAUACCUUUUGUGUUUUCAUGGAGGUUGAAUUCCAGACUAUUGUCAGCAAAAAAUUAUGUGGUUUUCUUUAGGCAGAGCCAGACAAUUGCUUUCUUGUUAUGAAAUUUAUGCUAACAUCUUCUGAAUAUCACCCUUUUUUUAAACAAAUCUGAAAAUCUUCUCACUAAACCUAAAGAAAGUUAAAGCAUUAAUUUAUAAAACAGUAAAAUUGUUCCAACAUUUGUCAUUUUUUUCAUCUCUAGCCUUUGCGGCAGCUGCUUUUUACCAAUUAUUUUAUUUGUAAGCUUAACGCCAGGGACCAAUUUAGUGACUAGCAAGUGAACUAAGUGAAACAUUUAAUAGCAAAUACCAUUUUUACACCAAAAAUAGUAUUUACUCACAAAAAUUUUCACAUAUCUUCCAAAUUGUAGGUAGUAGCAUGUUUACUGUGAGUGCUGUGAAGGUUACACCAUGGACAGGUCUGGAGUUACUGUAUGUCCAGUCUGUUAGCAAACAUGAUAUGAAAGCACAGCAUUACACUUUAUCCUGCAGGCUAUAGUGAGCCAUCCUUUCUCUAAUCACAGGUUUAUUACUUUUGACUGGACUGCUAACCUUAGCCAACACAACUGAACUGAGAGUGAUAAACUGUCUUGUAGACAAGUAGAAUUAAUCAGUCUUGUCUCUUUUUUUUUUUCUUUUUUUGUGUUGCUGUAAGUUUUAUAGUCUCAAAAUGAGACGUUACGGUCUAAAAUGAGAAGAAGUGAGUUUUGCCCAUUGUUGCAACCCUGCUCAAAAUGUCUUUGAAGGCAUCCGAUAAAUACUGUUAACUACUGCAGAGGAAUUUGACAUGGGAUUGGAUGCCAAUUUAACAUUACCAGUCUAGUAAAAAGCUAGAUGUUAGCAGGUGCUAGCUAAAACUAAAUUACGUUAGCAAGGGCUAUUACUGAACUAGGCUAAAAGAGAAACCAACAAACUAAACAUAGCUAAAGAGACUAAAUUUAGGUAAAAAAAAAAAAAAGCUACUUGAUUAGUCAAUAUUGCUAGAAAAGUAGUUAAAUAAAUAAAAUUAGCCAAGUUGUUUGCUACUGUCUCAAGUUUAGUUAGCAUUGUGUUAGCUAGCUUUUGCCAGCCUAAAGUUGUCAUUUUAGGUUACUGCUAUAACUUUAUUAUAUUAGUUUAUCCUACCAUGCUUACAGUAAAAAGCAAGAUAGGCAUUAUGAUUUGCAACAUUUUACUCAUUUAAUAUGUUUACAGAAAGCACUUUUAAAAAAAUAUUCAACAUCUUCUAAAGAAUCUGUCUUAUACCAUCUUUAGCCUACACAGGAUUUUUGCUUAUUUAGAUAAAUAGAUAGAAUACCUCUUAUAAAUACAUACAACUCACACCCAUUCAGUUUUCUGAUGUAUGGUUGUGAUAACCAUCUCCUCCUCCUUGUAAAUAAGCACUAAACUGCACACAAUACCUGCCUCAGUGUACGUUCUCUCCUGUCUUGUUUGUUUCUCAGUAGUUUCCUCCUCCAAAGCCCACGCCUCCUUUUGACUGGUUCAGCACCAGCACAUGGCGUUAGUGGGGAGGAUUGUGUCUCUUACCUCUUCAGGCCAUUCCCUGUUUUCUGCUACCCGCCUGAAACCAACAGAUUCUACCUCACCCCUCUACCAGCCCCUCUUUCUGCAUCACAAACACCUUUUGUUCACCCAGAUAUACAAAUAUAUAUUAAUACAUACACACAAUGCACGAAGGAAUGAGCAGCAUGGACCCUCUAAGUAUGUUGCUCCACCAGCUCUUCAACAUAGGUCUACUAAACAACUGACAGCUGUUAUGGCAGACUCGAAUUUCCCUCAUUGUUCACUUUUAUCAAACACCACUUGAGACCAACAAUCACUUUGAAAUGUGUUUUUUAAUUUUGAAGCUGAAUUGACGGCGAAGGCGGAGGGUGAACUAAUGCAAGAACACUGUCAGGGGACAAUGACAGCUGGAAGCUGGGAGGACAGCUGAAGCCAUUUUGGCCCUAUUGGGUCAGGACACUUGUGGGUGGUGAGUGGGACGUAAAUAAACGUGAGUCAGAAAUAUUCGCCUGUGGAUGUCCUUUUACCCAGCUGAGGUAAGGCAGAAACAGUCAGGCUGUGGUGAUGGGACUCAGGACAUUUCGCUGGCAAUCGCCAAGUAAAAAUGGAACCUUCCCGAUUCUUACUUCACCAUCGCAGCAGAAAUGGACAAGCCACUGAGAAGGCUUUCCGUGCGACUAUACUAUCCCAGAAACUUGCAGUAUGAAAUACUGUCUGCUGAAAAGAUCUCCACCGACCACAUCCCUAGUUGCCAUCCACUGAAAGAUUAUCAGGUUUUUUCUUUGCACUAAAACCACAAUGUCUGUAUCCCUUAGCAGAUCCCUUUUCUCAACCUUCUGCUGUCCAUCAUCUCCUCUUUUACUUACCCAUAAAAACCAAGUUUAAGGACUAUGUCAUGGCCUUCAAGCCUCUCUCAGUGUAACUAAUCCAAGUUGCAUGUAAAUAAAACGUGCAGCCUUUACAGGGAUACACACACACACACACACACACUGCAAUAGGAUGAUCGAGCUGUACUAGUUUACACCCACCAAAUUUGCUCUGCUCAAUAUCACUGUGAAUAAAAGCCCAGACGAACCAGAUCAUGGCUCAGACAGGGAACCGCAUACUUAUUGAUUUAAACAUAUUGAUGUGCCUCACAGAGGUCUAUAACACAAAUAUGCACAAUGCAGUAUAUAGAUAUGUAAAUAUACUUUAUAAAUGUUAAAUUUCUUGUGCAGUUACAUGGUAGAAAGUACAUCCUCUUGUUAUUCCUUUUACCAAUCAGAGCAUGAUUGAAAUUGUCUGGCCUUUACCAGGUCUAAACAUGAAGUAAAUACAAUGUCAGAUGAACAACAUACUACACGUUGUCAUUUCUAAUUUAACCUAAAACAAGCCAAAAUGCAGACACUUGUGUCUGGGAUAGGUUUUAAGUCCAUUUUCAAAUCAUUCAAGAUCUAUUCAGACUGUAAAAACCCAAGAGCCAUAUCUCAGACUUUCCAGGCCUCAUUAUACAUGUUAAAGGUCCCAUAUUAUACAUUUUUUCAACAAUUCCAAACUGCAUUAUCCCAAAUUCAGCUUUGGUCCUUAAAUUCAUCCAGUUUCAAACGGGUCUCUAGUGGGCUCUAAUGAGAAUGGGUCGUUUCUGUGUCCUAACCUUUAAAUG